AUGCAGAACUCAGGCGUUGGUCCGAAUCAGCCGGCAUAUUAUCAACAAACUCAAAGUGGUGCUAUGAUGAUGGGUUAUCCACCAUCCACAACUGAUCAGCGUCAGCAACAGCAACAACAGCAGAUAAUAAAUAUGCACGGAGUAGCGACAGCUCAGAUAUAUAACAGUGGAAGUACAAGUAUGCAGAGUAUGACAGGAAGGCCGUAUUCUGCAGGAACUCCUCAAGAAUGCUCACCGGGAAUGCGACCAUCAUCACAGUCUCAAUCUAGUUAUCCGCUUGGAGUGCAAUCGCAAACGUCAAGUGAACAACAGCAACAACAGCAGCAGUUUCAAAAUCGACAGUCUUAUCAACCCCAGCAACAAUCACAAAGGCAGCAAUCACAACAGUCUACUCAAAGAGCAGCGGAUCAAGCGGGUGAAAAAUCAAAAAAAGAAGAAACGAAAACAGUUCGGCCAAUAAAUCCUCCACCAUAUUCUCCCGAGAUCCUGAAUGAUCUUUCGAAAUACUCAGUUGCUUCUUUGGCAUGUAUUGGUCGUGAACUGGUCCAGGAGUUACUGCUGAGGACCUAUACAUUGAUGACAAGUUUAACGAAAUCGGUAGAUCGUUGGCACCAGCAACAGGGUAUAAGCGAUCCGGAACAACUGCUUUCGUAUUGUGAAUAUAUUUUAUCCAAGAUCACGGAAAUAAGGCUACGAAUUGAUUAUGUGCCAAAAGUGGCAAAUAUCAGUGAGGAUGAAUUUAUUACAUUGAUGACCGAUCCUAGUCCUCCACAUAAACCACCUGAACUGGUGGCCAAAGAGGAGACAUUUGAAGUGCAACGGCUUAAGAUAGUGAAGCUGAAUACGGCGCUAAAAAAUCUGGAUUGGAUAUGUUUGGUUUCCGAUCCACGUUUUUUAAAGAAAGCAGAUAAGAGCUGA
This is a messenger RNA of Cercopithifilaria johnstoni, 918 nucleotides long. NCBI's taxonomy places the organism in Eukaryota, Metazoa, Nematoda, Chromadorea, Rhabditida, Onchocercidae. The record is from the annotation of a GenBank genome assembly.